Messenger RNA from Onthophagus taurus, 1647 nucleotides. RefSeq lists its product as uncharacterized. The record is from RefSeq and is a predicted model, not a curated record. NCBI's taxonomy places the organism in Eukaryota, Metazoa, Arthropoda, Insecta, Coleoptera, Scarabaeidae.
GAAAAAGUUGUUUGAUUAAUAGUGAAUUAAAUUUAUUUUUAAUCAUUAUCAACUAAGAUCGUAUUAUUCGUGAAAAUUUGACCUCGAUUCAACAACCAUGGGUAACAAUUUCGUGUUCAUCCUCCUUUUAUUCUUUUUAAUGGCUCAUGGUUAUCACCACGUUUCCGAAUAUUCAUCAAAUAUAUCGUACGAGGAUAUUAAUGAUGGGGAAUCGAUAAUUGAACGUUUCGUUCGCCGGGUUCGCUCCGUCCAAGAAGAUUACACCAACGUCAAGACCAUCAGAAAAGUACACGAAAUUUAUCCCGAACAAGAACGUUACAAAAGAUCAUCAGAUUAUUUCUCCAAAAGUAGAGAACCAAUCUUAAUUGAUUCAUUCUCAGCUGAUGAUAUGGUGGAGGAUCCAAAUUUUAAAGAUGCAAAAUUAAAAGAUACUAUUUUAGAAGAUUCGUCGUUAGAUGAUGAGUCAUUAGAAGAUGAGUUGGUAGCAGAUGAUACCAUAGAAGAUGCAAAUUUGGAAGAAUCAAAUGUAAAUAUAGAAAAAGAAGAUGCAAUCUCAGAAGCUCGAUUGAUAGAUGUUCCAAAAAUGAAUGUAACAUUUUCGCAACUAUUUGGAGAUAAAUUACUUAAUUCUACAACGGCUGUUGAUAAAACAACAAAAAAAACGGGAGAGUCGCUUGAAUGCUGUGUUGGAGAUGAGAUCUUCCCUAAUUCAACUGAAGCACCACUUGAGAAUCGCGAUAAUUCUGAUGCAAUCAAUCCUAGUGAUCGUACAUUAAAAAUUAAAAUCGUACUCCAACCUAAACAAUCUAACCAAUCCAACAUCGAAGAUUAUUCUCCUCCAAGACGUUCGAGACAAUUAUUAAUGGCGAUUAAGUUUCCAGAAACUGAAGAAGCACCAUCGAUGAUCGACAUCCCAAUUGGGUUGCCAAUAAAUCCAACUUUACCGGAUGCCCAAACUAAAGAAGCGUUUCCAUUUAUUCAAAUCGAGGAAAUUCCAACACUUCCCGAUCAUGGUUUUUCCAAUCCAGUUCCUGUAAUAAGUUUGGCAAUCGAUCAUUUUAACACCACCUCAAUUAAAAAUACUUCCAAUAUAAGCGAAUCAAUUAGUGAAGAUAGCGAUAUAAUUUCCGACAGUUUGAGUCAUCCAUUACAAUUAUUUGACCUGGAUGUAAAGGCGAACCCAACAGAUUCGUUAGAGCCCAAAUCAAGAAAGAGGCAUAAUAUUAACAAUAUGAUACGUUUCAAAAGAAGUGUUUCUGAUUCAACUCCUUCACCAGUUACAAAUUAUAAACCAACAAUUGCGAGUAAUUACACCCUUCUUGUUAAUAAUAAUAAUAACAUUGAAAAUGAUUUACAGGAAAAUAAAUCAACUGAAAGUUAUGUCAUAGAAAGCAUCGCAGGUCCAAGACAAGGUAAUCUUUCUUUAUCUACAAUUACCCCUUCGAUAGUUCUUUUCAAGUUUAAAUUCGGAACCGCUUAUCUACGACCUAAUCCUCUUCUAUCUCCCCAAAGUACUUAUCCGGAAAAAGUUAGCACCGGCGUCAACGUGGAGGAAACCCAAAAGAAUCCCGAAAGACGAAUUUAUGGUUACGUUGGCGUUUAAGGAGAUAAAUCUAACUUGAAGUUUCAGAUUUAAACCUCGAUGAC